AUGAGUCGAGCACAACCCAAACCAGCAAAUGGUGCUGGUCCAAACCGAACAUGCCAGUUUAAAAUGGUGUUAUUAGGUGAAUCGGCUGUAGGGAAAUCCAGUCUUGUGUUACGUUUUGUAAAAGGACAAUUUCACGAAUAUCAAGAAUCUACAAUUGGUGCAGCGUUUUUAACUCAAACUGUUUGCGUAGAUGAUACUACUGUUAAGUUAGAAUUAUGGGAUACAGCUGGACAAGAAAGAUAUCAUUCCCUAGCUCCCAUGUAUUAUCGUGGUGCUCAAGCAGCAAUUGUUGUGUACGAUAUAACAAAUGGUGAUACAUUUAGUCGUGCCAAAGUAUGGGUUAAGGAGUUACAACGUCAAGCUGCACCAAACAUUGUUAUUGCAUUAGCUGGUAAUAAAGCGGAUUUAGCACAAAAACGUCAAAUUGAAAUUCAAGAUGCUCAGACCUAUGCUGAAGAAAACGGUUUAAUAUUUAUGGAAACAUCGGCGAAAACUGCUAUGAAUGUUAAUGAUAUAUUUAUGGCUAUUGCAAAAAAAUUACCGAAAACUCCUGAACAAACACGAGGACCAAUUCGAAGUGAACCAAUUACUGUUACAUCAGGACAAACAAAUGGUGCAAACGGUGGAACAUGUUGUGCCGGUUCGAAGUAA
Molecule: messenger RNA, 651 nt
Organism: Didymodactylos carnosus
Lineage: Eukaryota; Metazoa; Rotifera; Eurotatoria; Philodinida; Philodinidae
Source: the annotation of a GenBank genome assembly